Molecule: messenger RNA, 3068 nt
Organism: Suillus subaureus
Lineage: Eukaryota; Fungi; Basidiomycota; Agaricomycetes; Boletales; Suillaceae
Exons: 29
Coding region: 263-2851 (862 amino acids)
Source: RefSeq, a predicted model, not a curated record
GCGCCACUCAGUGACUCAGGCCGUCUGCAAGUCUCUUUAGAUCCAAGCGCUAGUCGCAGUAGGGGUGACUUGGCACUGACCGUCCUUCGUCAAUUUGUAAGUAUCGAAUUUUCGGAUUUCAAUAAGCACGUUAUCAUAGGCACUGUCGUGGAUGGGGAAUUUGGUCUUUGACUUUGUCUCGUGCAAUUGACGUCUGCUUGGUCGUGGAAAGCUGCCAUAUGCAUUGUGCAUUACACGAGGCCCACAGACAUUGGACUCCUCGAUGGACUUGGAAGAACUACCACAAAACAUUCAAACCUGUUAUGAUAUUAUUUGUCACACCAAUAAGAAGCUGGAGCUGGAGCUGGAGAUGGUUGGACGAGAGGAUUAUGACAAGGACCUGGGUUUCAGAAAAUGGAAGGCAGAGGCAAAGAAACUCGGUAAUAGUAAACCCCAGUUGAGGAAGCUUGCAUUCAUCGGAAGGACUGGAGUUGGCAAGAGCACUGCCAUUAACGCGAUAUUAGGCGCGCCCGUAUUAUUAACGCGAGCUGACGUGACAUGCACAUCUGUUCAGACGGAAGUAAUCUACGAAGCAUUACCUCCAUCAGCCUGGAAAGCGAGCAUCAAAUUCAUUGGGAAGGAUGAGUGGAAAAAUACUCUAUCAAACAUGCUGGACGACCUAGAGGUAUACAGGCAUGGUACUACUCACGAUGAUAGCGGGCCUGCGAUGGAUGCAUGGGAGACAUUGAAAGAGGAAAGUCCCGAUUGUUUUUUCUGUACUAUUACCUGGGUGCUGAUGAUGCUGCGGGUACAGGUGUAUCCUCACCUUCGCGCCAUAUCAUUCCCCCCGCCUCAUCAAGACAUAAAUGUGCUUCUUGAGCAGGAGGUUGUAGGAUCUAAGCUCGGAACUGAGGAGCAGAUGCAUGGUGCAGGCUUUGAUAAUAUAGAAUUACAACUUCGACCAUAUUUGACUUCGUACACAAACAUUGUAGAGGGGGAGACACCGAAAUCAUCUGUCUGGCAUCUAGUAGACAGUGUUUGUAUCUAUGGAGCAUUCGACGUACUUGCAUCCCAUGCAGUUUCGCUCGUAGAUGUGCCUGGUUUUGGAGAUGCGAAUAAAACAAGAACCAAGCGGACCGAGGAAUACCUCAAAACCGCUGAGGUUGUUGUAUUAGUUGCGGAUAUAAAACGAGCAGCUGAUGACCAGGUCAUGCGCGACUAUCUUGCGAAAUUCUUACGAAAGAUGAUCCGAAUAGACGGAAGCAUGGAAUCACUUCUGAUAAUCCUUACCGGGACAGACGUACGAAUCAAUGAGGAUCAGCUGCAUUAUCUUGAUGCAAAGCAACGCCAUGUGAUCGAGGAAAUGUGUCAGGCGAUUGACAGACUAAACAACAGCCUAGAAAAGCUCGAGAAUAGUUCCACUGACUGGAAAACUAUUGCUACAAUGCCUGAUGAUGUGGCUAUUUACAAGGAGUUUAUAGAGCGGCAACAGAGGAAAGAGGAGAUAACUAGUCAAUUGCGAACAGAGCAAGCUGCAAAGAACACAUACAUCGCACAUCAACGAUCGGCUCGCGUACGAGAGGCCUUUCUCCAGCUCUACCGUCAAGUAUACUACAACAUUAGUAAACAGGACACUGCCAAUGAACCCCCUCCACUACCCGUUUUUUGUGUUGGGAGCACAGAUUUCAACCAACUUUUGGGAGCGGAUGAACGAUACAGAGCUCCUUUAGUGUUUACCGAUCCCAAAGAUACUGGUAUCCCGCAAUUGUGUCGGCAUAUCCACGACUUUGGUCGUAGGAAUACGUUUUCAGAUAUUGAUGCAUUUGUCCAUAGGUGUACAGUGUUACAUAAAGAAACCAACAGUUUCUUUUUUCGUUUAAAGCGAGAUCCGAAGCUCACAGCCUAUGAGGAUGCAGCAAGAGGCCUGGUGGAACGUCUCAAGGAUACUGUACACAUGACGCGGCAAACUUCAGAAGACAAGAUCUACGAAUACAUGAACGAACUGGAGCAGGUUCUCCAAGUUGAAGCCAAGAAUGCCGCCGAGCACAGUCUCGACAUCAUUGAGACACUCGGCAGCAACUACCGAUAUCAGACCUACCGCGCUAUCAUGAGCAGAGAGGGUGAAUGGCGAUCAACCGAUCUAAACGAGGACCUCGUGGAUGGCAUGUUGGAGGGGACUGUAUCAAGUGUAUGGCACAAUUUUUUCAAUGAUUUCUUGAAAUCAGAACUGGAGUCACUCAUUGUGGCGAUUCAUGAUCACUGUGAUGUGGCUAUCCAAUCAAUUAAGGACGGAGCGAAACGCAAACCGAAAGAAAAAAUCGCAAUGCGCAUUGAAAAAGAAUGCAACGGCAUCCUUCCACUGCAUAUGUUGAAACCUGCACACAUGGACUAUCUAUUGGGUAUUCACAUGAUGCAAAGAAAAUUUGGUGGGACAUUCAAGGGACUUCUCCGCGAUGAGCUUGAGGCGCAUUACCGUGACGUUGCACGUGAGUCUGGCCCAGGAAUGUUCCGGCGAAUGAAGGAUAUGAAUGAGAAGGAGUUCAGUCCACGGAAUGCUCGACAGCUCUAUGCGGGACUCGUUGAUGAAGUCAUGUCGGCUAUCCGCACAGCAAUAACUAACGGAGAAGAAGCACUCGACACAGCACUCACCCGGUUAUAUUCGCACCUCGAGCGCUCUUUCGUCUACAUUCAGAAAGAUGAUAUAAUGAGCAAGGAUACACGAAAGAAGAUGCGGAUAUUCCUUGAGGAAGAGUACAAAAAACCACUGGCAGAGUUGACAACCAUCAUAGAUAGGUGUAAAGAGCGCAACACAACUCCGGUAGACUCGGAGGUGACGACUAUCACAGAUCAGGGUGUGUCCAUGGUACAGUGAAGUUCGGAAAAUGGUUGUCCUUCUCAAGACUUGGAAUUUACCUUCCUCAUGUAUUAUUACUGUAACCUUUGCUUGCAGUCAAGUUUCAACUCAACUGGGCCAUAUGCUAUAUACACGUAUUCCGUUCCUGCAACAAGCAUUCUAUAUCGCUCAUAUUAGCAUAACUACCGACUUGGUGCAAUCACGAGCUGGAGAAAAAGCUUUUCACGCAGUUUUU